This is a messenger RNA of Paramecium sonneborni, 1010 nucleotides long. The record is from the annotation of a GenBank genome assembly. Lineage: Eukaryota; Ciliophora; Oligohymenophorea; Peniculida; Parameciidae.
AUGAGAAGUUCGGCAUUAGUAAUAUGCAUGCUAGUGUUGGGAAGUGGUAAUAUUGUAUUUCAUUCUAGCCCUAUCUGCUGAAUUGGAUUUGGGUACAUCCUUAUUAUCAAUGGAUUUAUCUGAUAUAGCCCUUCUGGAUACUACAACAAUGAGUUGUUCAACACCCUAGAAUGAAUUUGAAAGAGUUUCUGCCUAAAUGGCAGCUUGGGCUGACAUAGUUCAACAUAAGGAUUCCUUACAUAGAGAUAUUGAUAGAUUAGAAGCCAUCAAAGAGCUCAUUCAAAAGAGAAAGUUUAAAUCAUUAGAGAAAUAGUUGGAUAAAUUGGAAUUGCCAAAGACUGAAAGUAAAAUUGGAGAGCCAAUUUUGGCAGAGUUCAGACAAAGGCUUAAAGGAUUAAGUAAUCCAGAAACUGCUGAUGAAUGUGAAGCAACUUUACUAAAAUUAUGCAUCUAUCUUCUCAAGCAAUUUAACAGUUGCAGAUAACAAUGUUAAUCUAAUCCAGUGACUGUCAUCAAAAUCAAAGGAAAAAUUAAGGAUUUACAAGUUGUUUAAUAAGGUUGUGGAUAACCUGCACCUUGUGAAGAUGAACCAGGAAUACCUGAAGAACCAGUCCCUGAAAUCCCAGAUGAAAAAGGACCUGAAGAAUAAGAUGUUCCACCUGAAGAAUAAUAAACACCACCAACACCACCUGAAGAAGGAGAACCUGAAAUUCCAGAUGAAAAAGGUCCAGAAGAAUAAGAUGUUCCUCCUGAAGAAUAAUAAACUCCACCUACUCCACCUGAAGAAGAAGAACCUGAAAUUCCAGAUGAAAAAGGUCCAGAAGAAUAAGAUAUUCCNUGAAUUAUUGUUAUUAGAAGUAUAUAUAUUUAUAUGUUUUAGGAGAAGAAAGGAUUUGAUACUUAAUUAAAGACAAUCUAGAAAGAAGUAUAGGAUGCAUUUGAGAAGCUGUUUACAAGAAGAGCUCUAUAACAUUAAGAAAAUUAUGCUAAAUACCUUGAUAACAAACAAA